AUGGCCACUACCGACUUCAAACGCAACGUGCUCGAAUUCUACGGCCUGUCGACCGAGUUUCCACAAGAAUGGCCAUCCGACAAGGACAAGAGCGAUGCUUCUGACAGCGAACAGGAGGUUAAAAAGCAGAAGAUUCAACGCAGGAAGUCCCGCUACCAAGCCCUCGAACGUGCCGUCAGCACAAGAUCGAGCGUCUUGGGCGGUGACAAGUCCGUGAGCAGUCUGCUCAGUCGCGACGAACCGGACCCAUUGGGCGGCAGCGACAGCGUAGUGAGAUCUUUGAUACAGUUUGGUGUACCUAUAAAGGAAGACACUCGACUUCGCACAAAGUUCUUGUUAUCGUCUACCAACUUCUCUCCGUCUCUGUUUCUAUCCCAGCUGCACUCCUUGGACGACACAAGAUCCCUCGAAGCCGGUCUAGAUAAUCUGUCCCAGUCCAUCGACCAGAAAUCUGCAUCCCUGAAAGUCUUGGUGGAGUCCAACUUUGAGCGUUUCGUCAGGGCCAAAGCCACCAUUGAUAAUGUCUACAAGGAAAUGAAGUACAGAGGUGCAGAACCGCCCCCCCCCUCACGAGCUCGCGCCCACUCCAGACAUGCCAGCAGGAGCAGUUUCAGGAACAGCAUUAGCGGUGCAAAUCUUGGAAACAACCCUCUGACCCCCGUCACUCCUGCUUCACCCGGCACCGAUGCUAGAAAGAAGAAUGCGCUCAUCAAGGAGAGCGACUACGGCGUGGCAGGAAUUAAAACCCCUCUCCUCGACGUGUCUGCAAAGGCAGAGGAUGUCUGGGGGCCAGCCUUGGGUGGCAGGGAGAAGGAGGAGAACUUGCGAACUGUUCAAACGUCGUUGGAACGCUACAAGGAUUAUAUCGAGGCAAGCUCCAAUGUCGCAGACAGCAUCAAGCGCAAGGACUAUGAGACAUUGAUCGAAGAGUUCUCCCGUGCUCGGAAGUUCGCGGACGAUGCACGAAAAUUGGUUCAGAAUCUCGGCUCGACUGCUCCUAGCGAAAGCCAGACAUAUCAAAUUCUCCUAGCCGCGAGAAUGUGGCACGAUGUGGACGAUCAGAUCCAGGCUUUCAAGCGUGACGUUUGGAAAAGACUCAUCACAUCACACACCGCUUCCAAGACCGAGAAUCUCGCUGGGCGCCCGCAGGAUCAACACAUGGAGCUCAUCGGCUUGCUACUCGAAUUGGGCGUCGAAGACAAUCCCAUUUGGGUUUGGUUACUUAGCCGGUACGAUUACCUAAAGGGAAAGAUCUCGUCCAUGUCAGAUAGAGCAAAAGUUGAGAUUGAGGUUUUGCGGAGGCGGCUGGCAAAUGGUGACAAGCCUGCACCGCAGACCGUAGCGGCACAUCUGAGAACGCUGGGCCGUCAGUCAGUCGAGGGUAAACCCAGCGGUAUUGAUUCGGCGGAUGUUACUGAGCUUUGGGAGAAGAUGCUGUCGUUCUUGACUACGCUUCUUUCGCCUCAAGGGGUCCUCGGUGAGGUUCUGGAGUUUUGGCAGACUGUGGAAGGCUUCAUUGACGGGAAGACGCAAAAGUCCUUGCCCGUGGGCUACAACGCCGAGUCUCGUGAGCAUCACCGCUUUUCUGAGCAGAAUACGCUGGAACUACGCAAGGGGACCGUCGAGCUCGUCGACAUGAUUCGACAACAUGUACUCGAAUUCUUUACAGGUGCUCCUCCGGAGGAUAUUUCACUCCUCUUCUCGCCAUUGCCGCCUUCUCCAGGCACGCCAAUGUCGGCGUCGCUCACGCCGACUGCGCUGAGGGAUCCUCGAUUCAACUUUGACGCCAAAAACCUGCCUCCACCCUCUCCGAAACGCGGCGAAUCGUACGAGAAGUUUGCGUUUUGGCCGCCAAACUCAAACUCUGUAAGCGGUGUGCAUUACCUGUCCAAAAUGCUCUCACUUGUUGGCACUGGUGCGGCCGAGAUGGCAGGCGUGAGCCCUGUUGGCCAAGGUGAUACGCGACAAUUGGAUCUACUCAAGACCAUGGUUGGUGCAGCUCGUGAGAGAUGUGUAAACGCCAUUUGCGGUGCUUGGAACAAGGACGCCGAAAACAUCAAGUUUGUUGAAGACUGGCAAGGAUCACGAGAGAUGGGUGAUGUCACGCGAAUGCCUGCGACUUUCUCAGGCUUCGAGGGUGCCCUGCUCAGUGGAAUGCAAAAGAUUCUCUAUGUGCCUGAAGCCGUGGCCAAACCGGGGGCUGCAGAUAUCGUGCCACCCCCACCGACGAAGCUCUUGCAAAUGGUUCGCAGCCAGUACGUGACCACUCUCUAUAAGGCAUUGAGUGGCAUGGUCGAGAAUGCGGAGCGAUCAGUCAAAACGGAGGAAGACGAGUGGACAACAGACUUGACGGCCCCCGCCAGAGACGGUAUCGAUGCCAGAGCCUCUUACAAUGUUGGGCUCAGGGGCAUUGAUGCUGGUGAUCGCAAUGUGCGCAUGCUUCUGACCUUGAGCAAUCUGGCAGCUCUCCGUAACAAGGUUGUCCCCGGCCUCAAUACUCAAUUCGAAAACGCGUUUUCAGUAAAGCUCACUGAUGAGUCCAAAACUAUACGGGAUACUCUGUCACAAAUCGACGCUCGUCUCUUCCAGACAUACACGAGGCCUUCGGUUCAAAACAUUCGCCAAAUCGUGCGCACCGGCGUGUCUGAUCCAAGCUGGGGCAACGUGCCUAGACCAACUCAAGUUCGACCCUACAUUUACGACGCACUUUUGUCUCUUGUGCUUGUCCAUACCCAGGUUUCCACAACCGCGCCGAGUCUGACACACCAAGUCCUUUCCUUUCUCCUUGAGGCCACCUCGCGGGAGCUGCUUGAAGCUUUCAAACAGCGGAGCCGCUAUGACAUUGGUGCCUUGAUGCAGGCAACACUCGACGUAGAGUUUGUAGCUCAGACCUUGACACAAUACACCACGGAACGAGCAGGUCAGACACAAUCUGAGAUUUACAGCAUGCUCGACAGUCGUACAGAUGAUGCCACCAGAGCCUCACUGCAGAAUGAACUGCCGGGUAUGCGCGAUGUGCUAAAGAAAUUGCGCGAACUGUCAAAGAACGAAUUCGGAUGCUUCAAGAAACCUCGUCGUCAACAGAGUCAAGGUGGUCCUGGUGGACUGGAGCGCACGCAGACGGGCUAG
Messenger RNA from Pestalotiopsis fici W106-1, 3129 nucleotides. RefSeq lists its product as uncharacterized. Gene Ontology annotation, biological process: exocytosis; Golgi to plasma membrane transport. The coding region runs from base 1 to 3129 and encodes 1042 amino acids. The transcript has 2 exons. The record is from RefSeq and is a predicted model, not a curated record. Gene Ontology annotation, cellular component: exocyst. NCBI's taxonomy places the organism in Eukaryota, Fungi, Ascomycota, Sordariomycetes, Amphisphaeriales, Sporocadaceae.